Drosophila willistoni is the source of this 1926-nucleotide messenger RNA. RefSeq names its product protein croquemort (gene ninaD). NCBI's taxonomy places the organism in Eukaryota, Metazoa, Arthropoda, Insecta, Diptera, Drosophilidae. Gene Ontology annotation, cellular component: membrane; cytoplasm. The coding region runs from base 287 to 1834 and encodes 515 amino acids. Gene Ontology annotation, molecular function: scavenger receptor activity. The transcript has 5 exons. The record is from RefSeq and is a predicted model, not a curated record.
UUAAAUCGCUCGAUUCAUUGACUGCUAAUCUCGAUUGGCCUUUUAUGCAAAGACCCAGUUGCAGUGUGGCCUGAUAAGCCGUUGUUCAAUUGGGUUAUAACUUAUGAACAAACGCACAAAAAGAAAUAAAAAACACAAAAAGAUUGACAAACUGGCGAGUGCUUCUUGAGACUAAUACGGUUAAUCUAUAAAACCAGCAAAAGAUUAUAGCUUUAGAACACCAAUAUAAGCUAAGCAUUUGUGACUAUAUCUGCAGUAUUCGAAAAGAAGUUGUCGUCGGGUAAAGAUGUGUUGUAAUUGCUGCAGUGUGACCCAACAAAAGAUCUGGGUAUUUGGAAGUGGAACUUUUUUGGCCGUAUUUGGAUUACUAUGCAUAAUAUUAUGGCCAAGUUUCAUAGACACACAGAUUAUGAAGGCAUUGCCGUUAACGCCCACUUCGAAGACUUUUGAAAAAUGGGAAGAGCUACCCAUACCAGUUUAUGUGUACAUGUAUCUAUGGAAUUGGACCAAUGCCGAUGAUGUGUCCGCCAAUGGUGUAAAACCGAUGUUUGAACAACUUGGGCCCUAUGUGUAUAGGGAGGAACGCAAGAAAAUGGAUUUAGAAUGGCAUGAUAAUAACACAGUGACAUUUAAUCCACAAAGAACUUGGUUCUGGGAGGAGGAACUAUCGGGUGGCAAGCAAAGUGAUAUCGUUACAGUGCCUCAUUUGCCCUCUAUAGCAGCUGCAAGUCAAAUGCGCGACAGCCCUAAAUUAAUGAAAAUUUUUUUUAAUCAAGCACUGAAUUCGAAUGGAGGUUGUCUGGCAGCCACACAUACAGCAGCCGAAUGGCUUUUCGAAGGAUUUUACGAUGAAUUCUUGCACUAUGCUAAGGAACUGAAUAAUCCUUUGGCUCCAGCAAUUGAGGAUGAUCAUUUUGCGUGGUUUUUAAAUCGCAAUGGUUCGAAGGACUUUGAAGGAGCAUUUACUGUACAUACUGGUGUGGGUAAUAUCAAACAAAUGGGAGACAUUCAAUUCUGGAAAGGACAGAAUCAUACAGGCUGGUAUGAAGGUGACUGUGGACGACUAAAUGGUAGCACCACCGAUCUCUUUGUCCCCGAUGAACCGUUAGAGAAACCAUUAACCAUAUUCAUACCAGACACUUGUCGAAUUAUUAAUCUCGAAUUUACUGGGGAAAGUUAUGAAAUUGAAGGCAUUACAGGAUGGAAAUAUGAAGUGACUCCAAAUACCUUUGAUAAUGGCCAAAUAAAUGGUAAUAUGAAAUGUUAUUGCCCCCUGGAGAGGCAACCAGAUAAUUGUCCACAAGCUGGAGCCACUGACUUGAGCCCUUGUGCCGAGGGUGUUCCCAUGUUUCUGUCAGCUGAUCAUUUCAUGUAUGCCGAUGAAAGUUAUUCAAAUACCAUCAUCGGUUUUCAACCAGACUAUGAAAAGAAUAAUUUCUUUAUCAUUAUGGAAAGAAAACUUGGUGUCCCAAUGCAAGUGAAUGCAGCAGUUAUGAUUACGUUAUACAUGGAGGAAGAUACAGAUAUUGACAUUCUCAAAGGCAUUCCCAGUUUCUAUGCACCUCUAUUUACCACUGCCAGCCGAGCUGUUAUCAACAAAGAGUUGGCCAAGGAAUUAAAGUUGGCACUUAAUUUACCCACAAUUGGACGUUAUACAGGAGUGGGUAUGUUAUGUUUGGGAUGCAUUCUAAUUGGCAUUGGCAUUAUUCUUACAUGGAAACGUAAAUGGCAUGGACAAAGUGCGGCCGAUAAGGCAGCUCUUAUACAUCAUCAGAAUGAGCCAGAAUCCGGUGGUAUACAGCAAUACCCUGAAGUUGUAAGGCAGCAAAAUUAAAUUUUUAGUUACUUAUAGUAAAUAAUCUAUGCCUAUUAUAAUAGACUUUUUUUUUUGAUAACAAGAUAUUAGGGAUUUUUUAAAACCAAAAU